UCAGAAGCUGAGUUAAAUAAAGUCCUUAACAGGCAAUUGGAACAUCAUAUUACAGAUUUUGAAAAUUUUAAAGUACUGUUUAUGCCUUUUCCAAUAGAAAUCAUCAGACAAUUCGUUACUUAUGUACAGACGGACGAUCCCGGAUUGACCUCUAUUACACACGCAUUCGAUCUGUAUUAUCUGAGUUUAAGAUACGAGUUGGACGAUUUAAGAAAGAAAUGCAGAUCAUUUAUCAUUCGGAAAAUAAAACUGGAUACUGUCUGUGCAAUUCACGAUUUUGCAUGUGAGAUCGGUGAUCUGUUCAUAAUUUAUUUUUGCUGGGUAGCUUUCGACCAAUACGGAGGAAAACUAUUUACAACAGUCGACUUUAUGUGCUGUAAAAUUGCAACAAUUGAUAGACUGCUAUCUCGAGCGAUAUAUGAAUCUGUCAGUGAAUUGCGUUUACUCGGAGCCGUGUAUCAGUGGAGCAUAGAAGUUAAAAGAAUAUUGGGCGCAUACAACUUCAAUUCAAUAAAUGAAGAAUCGAAAAGGAUUGUAAUAAGAAAUGUUAUGAAGCCAUUUAUCAGAAAAGUCAGAUUUCUUGCCAUUAAUGAAGACGAAUUGCGAUCUUGUGUUUUUACAAUGAACUUGUUAAACGAAGUAGAAAAGAGUCAUAUCUGGCGUGCUUUUAAGACUGUUAAUUAUUCUUUUUAUCCCAGUUACUUCAGUCGAGAAACAAACACUAGAAGCGGAAUGAUUUAUUGUAGCUUGUUCUCGUACAUAAAUCGUGGAAAUCCAAACGGAGAGAUGAAAGGUUGCAUAUAUUUUAGCAGCGAAGUAGUUGUAAAAGAAGAUUGUUUCGUCACGGCCCUUCGAUUUCCGGUGAAGCUUGGCGAAAGUUUUCCAAUGUGCGUAAACGCUUAUAUUAACAAUUUGGACAACGAGUAUUUUACGUUUGAAACCGUUUGCAAUAAAGACGGAGUAGCAAAUCUUCUAACGAAGUUGUAUCUAGAAAAAUAUUGGUCAAUUCGUUUCUUUGCUUUCUUUUACCGCGGUGAAUAUGUCCAACCCCAUAUCGACUUUUCACCUGAACUGAGUAACUUUGUGAGCGACGGAGGAACAGAUACCAGGAAAUUUGAAGACAAAAUUCUAAUCGGUGACAGAAACCUUAUGAAUAAUAUUUACUUUUCGGUUGAUUUAUAUUUUUGA
Molecule: messenger RNA, 1188 nt
Organism: Centruroides sculpturatus (bark scorpion)
Lineage: Eukaryota; Metazoa; Arthropoda; Arachnida; Scorpiones; Buthidae
Exons: 2
Coding region: 82-1188 (368 amino acids)
Biological process (GO): neurogenesis
Cellular component (GO): P-body; cytosol
Source: RefSeq, a predicted model, not a curated record